AAAGAACGUUGUUCAAUCAGUAUAAUAAACGCCAACAUGUCACAUGCAUUUCAAUUAGCAAUUUAAACGUUUUACCCAGCAAAUAAUUAAUCAUUGAAACUAUUUCAAAUGUCAUAAAUCUCACAGUAAACAAAAACCAUAUAAAAGCUGAACUGUUUACCAUUACGUCCUCACUUCAUUUUUUUUUCGCAAAUAUGCACGCCAUAUUUGUAUGCGUGGUGGCUUGUUUGGUGUUUUGCCAAGUUGGUUUAAAUGCCAGCAAGCACCAUGUGAAAUCGAAACAAAAACAUCACGCAAUUACAAAGGCAAAGCCGGUGGCUAACAUAUCUCGCGUGGUGAAAAUCAAUGAAAUGGCGGAUGUUCUCAUCAGAGAAGCCCCAAUGCUCAUGGACAAGUUACACUUGGAUCCUUUUGAAGCCCCAGAUCAGAAACAAUUCAUAUUCCCGGUGAAUCUAGAUUUGACUGAUAUAAAAAUUUAUAACCUAACCUCAAUUCAACGCACUUCCGAUGAUGUCGUCAUUUUGGAUAAUCAAGACCUGGGGCAAAUGUCAAUCAGUUUGCAUUUAAUUUUCACGAAAGUAGAACUGCAUUCUGGAUAUAAAGCAUCCAUAAAACCGUUACUUUUGCCCGCAGUUAGUACGAAAGGCUCUUUGGUAGCUAAAGUGCCUGAAAUUAAUGUUGACAUAGACGUUAUCGUUGAUUUUGAAAAUAUUAAUGUCACUUUAAAAACAUUGCGCUUGACAAUGAAGAAAAGAUUGGAUGUCAAAUUAUCUGACAGCUUGGAAGGACAACUCGCUAAUCUUGCAUUGCCCACCAUCACGACAAUUCUGCAAGGCGUCAUCCUGCAAGUUAUCCAAAAUCCACUUAAAAGUGAAAUCAAUUCUAUCUUACACUCAAUCACAGGUAUGCUACACAAAUACCUGGAUGGAAUGAAUGAGAAAGAAUCUUAAAAUGUACCGGAAACUAUUUCAAUAAACGCCCAAAAGUAUUCGUACGCAAAAUAAA
This is a messenger RNA of Dalotia coriaria, 1005 nucleotides long. RefSeq lists its product as uncharacterized. NCBI's taxonomy places the organism in Eukaryota, Metazoa, Arthropoda, Insecta, Coleoptera, Staphylinidae. The record is from RefSeq and is a predicted model, not a curated record. The transcript is spliced from 5 exons. The coding region runs from base 195 to 950 and encodes 251 amino acids.